Messenger RNA from Dendronephthya gigantea, 1176 nucleotides. RefSeq lists its product as uncharacterized. Lineage: Eukaryota; Metazoa; Cnidaria; Anthozoa; Malacalcyonacea; Nephtheidae. The transcript has a single exon. Bases 1 to 1176 code for a protein of 391 amino acids. The record is from RefSeq and is a predicted model, not a curated record.
AUGAUUGUGCGAAGGCAGGGUGCUGAUGAAACACAUAAAGAUUUUACAGUUCGUCGACACAGGGUGCUUGAAGCUAUAUUGUGGUUGAAAACAAACAAUCCAUUUUUCAAAGAUAUUGAGAUUGACAGGGAUAUUAUCCAAAGUCUACCUGAAAAUGGUGUCCCUGAAGAGCUAAGGUAUAUUAUUGAAGACAAUGAACUUCCAGUUCAUGUUGAAAAUGAGGGCCCCCCACAAGAACCUGUAAUGAGUGCUAAUGCAACAGUUGAAGAAUUAGUUUUAGGAAAUGGCAGUACAUCAUUUAUUCCUAUGCGGCGAAGACAAAGAAAGGAUGGUGCAGCUAUUCAAGAUGCAGUGAAUGAGGUUGACCCUUUGGACUGGCCCUCAACUGAAGGUAAUGCUUUUAAUGAGUUUAAAACAGAUGGUUUGGCAAGCAUGGCAUUUCCCACACUAUUUCCCCAUGGGAAAGGUGACCCAACAAACAGAGUCAGGCAACAUGAGGUAAGUUUGGCAGAGGCAUUCAAACACCUGAUGAAGUUUGCAGAGAGGCUGCCAAAUGGUAAGUUUGAAUGGAGGUUUGCCUCACAUCCCCGGUUUCCAUACUGGGCAUUGAAUAUGAAGCAGAGACAUCAGUUGUUGUCACAAGAUAACAUUUACUUGCGGCAACAUCCAGCAGAUGCUAACAUGACUAUGGAGGAGCUGAAGACAAUGGUAAACUCGAUGAGUGCAAAUCAAAUGGUAAAUCGUUUGCAACGUUAUGUUUCAAAAAUUCAAGGAACAAAUCAGUAUUGGUAUCAGAGACUACAAGAACUCUUGGCCCUGAUUGAACAAAAAGGUUGCUCAAGAACAGAAAGAGCACAAGCAGUGAUAGACAAUCCACACAUGACAGAUUGGUUCUUCAUGCAAAGGCUACAGGAGUUUAUCAAACAUUGGCUUCAAGGUGUCUUGGGUGCUGAAUGGUUUUGGUAUAGGUUUGAAUAUCAGGCCAGAGGUAGUAUACAUGCUCAUGGAUGUGCUAAAUUAAAGAAUGACCCAGAUAUCCGGUUAUUACGUAAACGUGCAUGUCAAGCAGUGCUUGAGAAAGAGAAAGAAAAUGAAAUGUCCCCUGACGAUUUUGAAUUCUCUUGCCAGGAUAUUGUCAGAGAGGGUGAAGAUGCGGAAAGAAAGCUAAUCAGGUGA